CUUACCCUUUUGUCACUACACACAUUACCUUUGUUAUUAUUUCAAUUCACCGCCGUUUUCUCAUUGUCUCCAUUUACAUACUCUCUCACACACGCUCUCGUGACUCAACUCAACACACUUUUCUCUCCUCAUAUAUCAUCUUUCCCUCCUCUUCCAAUUGCCCCCAUCUCAUUCCACUUUCUCACUUCAUAUAUCAAAGAAAUCAGAAGUAAUGCCUAGUACAAUGGAGAUAACUAAUGUUACCGAGUUCGAGGCAAUUGCAAAGGAGAAACUGCCCAAGAUGAUUUAUGAAUACUAUGCAUCAGGGGCAGAGGAUCAAUGGUCCUUGAAAGAGAACCGAAAUGCUUUCUCAAGGAUUUUGUUCCGACCACGUAUUCUGAUUGAUGUAAGCGAGAUCGACUUGACAACAACAGUAUUGGGUUUCAAAAUAUCAAUGCCUAUCAUGGUUGCCCCUACUGCCAUGCAAAAGAUGGCUCACCCUGAAGGAGAAUAUGCUACCGCUAGAGCUUCAGCAGCAGCUGGCACAAUCAUGACUCUAUCCUCAUGGGCUACUUCCAGUGUUGAGGAGGUUGCUUCAACAGGACCCGGCAUACGUUUUUUCCAACUCUAUGUGUAUAAAGACAGAAAUAUUGUUAUACAGCUUGUGAGAAGAGCUGAAAGGGCUGGUUUCAAGGCCAUUGCCCUGACUGUGGACACUCCCCUUCUUGGUCGAAGGGAGGCUGAUAUCAAGAACAGAUUUACUUUACCAUCACACCUAACACUCAAGAAUUUUGAAGGAUUAAACCUUGGAAAGCUAGAUAAGACUAGCGACUCCGGUCUAGCUGCAUAUGUUGCGGGCCAGGUUGAUCGGUCUCUCAACUGGAAGGAUGUGAAGUGGCUGCAAACAAUCACCUCAUUGCCAAUUCUUGUGAAGGGUGUACUCACUGCCGAAGAUACAAGGAUAGCUAUACAAAGUGGAGCUGCUGGGAUCAUUGUUUCCAAUCACGGAGCACGCCAACUUGACUAUGUCCCUGCAACUAUUAUGGCUUUGGAAGAGGUUGUGAAAGCUGCACAAGGAAAAGUUCCUGUUUUUCUGGAUGGUGGAGUCCGCCGAGGGACAGAUGUUUUUAAAGCACUAGCUCUUGGAGCAUCCGGUGUAUUCAUUGGAAGGCCUGUGGUGUUCUCUUUGGCUGCUGAUGGUGAGGCUGGCAUAAGAAAAGCACUUCAGAUGCUUCGAGAUGAGUUUGAACUAACCAUGGCGCUGAGUGGUUGCCGUUCGCUCAAGGAGAUAACACGCGACCAUGUCAUGACAGAGUGGGAUCGCCCAAGAGUUGCUCCCAGGCUAUGAGUUGACACAGGAUUCCAGCUCUGUUUCACCACUGGGUGGUGCUAGUUAAACCUGAUAAUAGUAGGAACUUUGGAAUGAACUUUUUUCUUUAUUCCCUGCUUCAAUAAACAAACCCUUGUGUUAAAAAUAAGCCAUCCAUGAGUGACUGCUACUUUAUGAUCCACUGUAUGUAUUGAAUAAAUUUCUAAUAAUAACCAGGCUUGUUUCCUUGCA
This is a messenger RNA of Arachis ipaensis, 1540 nucleotides long. RefSeq names its product glycolate oxidase 1. NCBI's taxonomy places the organism in Eukaryota, Viridiplantae, Streptophyta, Magnoliopsida, Fabales, Fabaceae. Gene Ontology annotation, cellular component: peroxisome. The record is from RefSeq and is a predicted model, not a curated record. Gene Ontology annotation, molecular function: FMN binding; (S)-2-hydroxy-acid oxidase activity.